AUGUUUAUUCUUUUUCUGAUUGUUUCUCUCAUCUCAUUGAUUAAUGCUACGUCUAUAGUAUCUCGCUCACAGUCUUACCCGCUAUCUCAGCCCGCUGUACAUGGCCCAAAAACCAGAAUAACCAUAGGUAAUAGAAUCAUCGCUCCCGAUGGCUUCAAUCGCUCAACAACUCUUGUUGAUGGCAUGUUUCCUGGACCUUUGAUUACAGCACAGAAGGGAGAUCACUUUGACAUUGAGGUAGUCAACAAGCUCAAGGACGAUUCGAUGUUCCUGGUUACCAGCGUCCACUGGCAUGGUAUCUACCAGAAUGGGACGAACUAUGCCGAUGAGCCGUCCUUCGUCACACAAUGCCCCAUCACACCGAACCACUCUUUUUUACAUUCUUUCUCUGCCCCGAGCCAAACAGGCACUUUCUGGUAUCACAGUCAUUAUUCUUGCGACGGUCUCAGGGGAGCCCUGGUAAUUUAUGAUCCUCUAGACCCUUUAAGAUUCAUGUACGAUGUCGACGAUGCAAGUACCGUGAUCACAAUUGCUGACUGGUAUCAUACUGUAGCCCCACAAUUGAUCGGCACAAUACCUGUUGCCCAGUCUAUACUCAUCAAUGGACUCGGUCGCUAUGCUGGCGGACCUGAGUCUGAGCUCGCUGUGAUCAAUGUCUUGCCGGGAAGUCGAUAUCGCUUACGCCUGGUUCAAAUGUCGUGCGACUCCAACGUCCAGUUCUCCAUCGACGGUCACAGCUUAACUGUCAUCGAGGCAGAUGGACAGCUGACAGAACCUCUGGUAGUAGACCAGCUCACGAUUUAUGCGGCUCAGCGCUACUCUGUGAUUCUAGUAGCCAAUCAGCCAGUGGAUAACUACUGGGUACGCGGUGUUCCUAACUCGGUUCAGACCUUCAACGGCUCUGCUAUCCUGCGCUACAUGGGCGCCCCAAAGGCUGAACCGACUACGGUCAAUGUUCCACCCACGAACCCAUUGCAAGAGGCAAACUUGCAUGCUCUAAUCGAUCCCGCUGCUCCUGGUAUUCCAGAGUACGGGAGGGCAGAUAUCAACCUCACCCUCGAGGUUAACCUCACCGGUGCAAACUUCUUUGUCAAUAAUUUCACAUUCAAGUCCCCCUCCGUUCCUGUUCUACUGCAAAUUCUCAGUGGAGCUCGAGAGCCUUCUCAGCUGCUCCCAAAUGGGAGUGUGUACGUUCUCGGGGCCAACAAAGUAGUAGAGCUGACGGUGGCAAUAAACGCUGCAGGUGGACCUCAUCCUAUACACCUUCAUGGGCAUUCAUUCAGUGUCGUGAAGAGCGCGGACAGCAGUACCUUCAAUUACGCGAACCCCGUUCGCCGCGAUGUGGCCAGCGCUGGGGUCGUUAACCAGUCCAUGGUGAUCCGAUGGGUGACCGACAAUUCUGGCCCCUGGUUCUUGCAUUGUCACAUUGACUGGCACCUUGAAGCCGGUCUUGCUGUGGUAAUGGCAGAAAGUCCCUCAGAUACUAGCGCACACGUGAGCCCCGUGCCAUAUGAAUGGGAUCGCUUAUGUCCAAUCUACGACCAUUACCCUCCCACGGUGCCUGAGGGAGGUUUGCAUCUUCAUUGA
Molecule: messenger RNA, 1587 nt
Organism: Suillus subaureus
Lineage: Eukaryota; Fungi; Basidiomycota; Agaricomycetes; Boletales; Suillaceae
Product: phenol oxidase
Exons: 12
Coding region: 1-1587 (528 amino acids)
Molecular function (GO): copper ion binding; oxidoreductase activity
Source: RefSeq, a predicted model, not a curated record